AUGAACUGUGGUUCGUUUGCCCCCCUCCCUCCCGCUCUCCCUGCCCCCACCUCCCAUGCUCGCGUGCUUGUGCUGCUGUGCCGCAGAGGGGUAGUCACAGGGCGGCACAGAGACAGCGAGGGGAGUGGGGGGGAGGGCGAUGAGGCAGGUGGGGGUGGGCGCAAGGUGCGGCAGCAGGUGACAGAGAGAGACCUGUUUGGAGAGUCCAGCGAGGAGGAGGAGGACGAGGAGGGGAGGGAUGCGGGCAGGAAGCAGAGGAAGGCCAGCCGCUCGCCCCAAGGCACUCCCCUGGCGCACUCCUCUUGCCUCUCUGAAUGUGAAUGGUUUAAAAGGCCGAUGUUACAAUUUCGCACCACACCAUCUGCCAACGCAUGCUGUUGUCGCAUCGUCACUCACACAUGCCUUGCCUUCUCCGCUCCUGCUAACCACCUUCCUUCCGCUUUCCUCACACAGCAGAGGCAUGAGUACGAGCCGGAGGAAGCAGGGGGACGAGAGGCACUCCGAAAGUCGGUGCUGUGGCUGAUGCAAUUUCGCAGCACAGCACCGACAACUCCCCACGCACGUUGCCGUGGCAUCUUCUCAUGCCUUCUCUGCCCCUGUUAUCCCCCACUGUUCCCCCUCUUUUCCACUUUCCACCCCUUCCCCUCGUCUCAAUCAGCAGCGGCAUGGCAGCGGCAUGGGUAUGAGUCGGAGGAGGGGGAGCAGAGGCACGAGAGGGGCGGCUAUGACGAGGAGGGGCGGUGGGAUGAGGAGGGCGGGGAGCGGCGGAGGGCGAGAGAGCGACCCAAGGGGCCUCCCUUGGACCUCGACCUCUCUCUCUUUGACCCCCCUGCUCCACCCGACAAGAUGGUGAUGGUGAUGGCUAGCAACAUAGUGGGCAUUCAAGCAGCCCCAUUCGACCCUGACACGUACGAGGAGGGCGGCCCACAGAACCUCAUUCGCUGGCGCCACGUGCGCCGCCCCGAUGGCACCAUGGGGGUGGAGAGCAACGCGCGCAUGGUGAGGUGGUCAGACGGCUCGUUGCAUCUGCUGCUGGGCGCUGAGGUGCUGGCCGCAGACAUCAAGAGCAUGCAGCAUGAUAAGGCGCACCUCUUUGUUCGCCACCCCAAGCAAGGGGUGGUGCAGGGGCAGGGACAGCUAUUAGAGAAGAUGCGGUUCCGCCCAUUCGACACGCACAGCCUGAUUCACAAGAAGCUGACGCUGGGGCUGGACUCAAAGUACCGCAAGGGCAAGGAGCUCAAGAGCAUCGUCACCACUGGCGACCCCGAGAAGGAGAAGGAGGAGCGCGAGCGGAGCAUUCAGCAGCAGAUUCGCACCAAGGAGACUCUAAGGCAGGAGCAGGAGAAGCGAGCGCGGAAAUACUCCAACCAGCCGCAGCAGCGUGCCGCACGCGACCGCGAGCAGCAGCGAUACGGGGGGGGGUACCGGCAACAGGUGUGUGGAGUGCCGACAGGUGCAGUCUCAUUCUUGCACCUCUCUCUCUCCCUCGCCCUGCUGCCCGACCCCUCUACUCCUCCCUGCUGCCCAACCCCUUCAUUCCUCCCUGCUGCCCAACCCCUUCAUUCCUCCCUGCUGCCCAACCCCUUCAUUCCUCCCUGCUGCCCAACGCCUUCACUUCUCUCUGCAAUUUGUACCUUAUACGGCCACUGGAGUGCAUGUUCCUUCCAUGCAACACUUUUGAGCCCACCCCCUCUUAAAUCCUGCCUCCCCCACCAGCCCUCUCCCUCUCACGGCCAUCGCCCCGCCAAGGCUGCCAGUCCUCAGGCAGAGGAGGCUGCCAGUCCUCAGCCUUUCUGGUGUGCCAUCAGUACCCUCCAAGUCCUCAUCGUCCCUCCUUUCCCCACUCCCUACCCCCUCUUUCAUCCCAGCUCCCACACCAGCCCUCUCCCUCCUAUGACCAUCGCCCCUCCUAUAGACCCUCUCCCCCUUGCCUCUUUCAUCCUGCCUGCGCCCUCCCCUCCCCCCACCAGCGUUCGCCCUCCUACGACCAUCGGCCCGCCAAGGCUGCAAAGGCUUCAGGCAGAGGAGGCCGGUAUAGUGAUGAGGAGGAGUCUGAAGGGGACAGGGGGCGAGGGGGGUAUGAUGAGGGCCGGGGGGGCAGGGGCAGGAGAUUGGAGGAGUCUGAUGAUGAGGGGUAUGGGCGGAGAGGUGGGGAGAGGGGGCGGGGAGGGGGGGAGGAACAGGGGGGGGAUGAGGAGGAUUGGAUGGAGGAGCGGGAGGAGAGCAGGAAGGCUGCAGCGUGGCGGCGGAAGAGAGUGGUGGAGAGCGAUGAGGAUGAGUAGGUGGUAUGGGUUGGGGGAUGCCGUGCCAGGUGGCAUGGCAGGUGCCAUGGCAGGUGGCAUGGCAGGUGGCAUGGCAGGUGGCAUGGCAGGUGCCAUGGCAGGUGCCAUGGCAGGUGCCAUGGCAGGUGGCGUGCGAGGUGGGGCAGUUGAGGAAGAGAGUAGUGGAGAGCAAUGA
Closterium sp. NIES-65 is the source of this 2457-nucleotide messenger RNA. The record is from the annotation of a GenBank genome assembly. Lineage: Eukaryota; Viridiplantae; Streptophyta; Zygnematophyceae; Desmidiales; Closteriaceae.